Molecule: messenger RNA, 1343 nt
Organism: Drosophila serrata
Lineage: Eukaryota; Metazoa; Arthropoda; Insecta; Diptera; Drosophilidae
Gene: Nthl1
Product: Nth-like DNA glycosylase 1
Biological process (GO): base-excision repair, AP site formation; nucleotide-excision repair; base-excision repair
Cellular component (GO): nucleus
Molecular function (GO): oxidized pyrimidine nucleobase lesion DNA N-glycosylase activity; DNA binding; 4 iron, 4 sulfur cluster binding
Source: RefSeq, a predicted model, not a curated record
UCUAAAUGCGCAUGCAAAUUAUUAAAGUAACAGAAAAUAAGUAAAUAUGGCCAGAAAUGUUAAGAAAUUAAGCUUGGCCAACAAAUUGGCUAAACGGGGCGAUGUCAUAAAGCCCACAGAAAUAAUUGGUAGACAGAAUCGAGCUGAUAAUGUGCGGGAUAUUGAAGAUCUAGUGGGGACUUCGGGUUCCAGUAAUUCGAUUUACUUCUCACCCCUACAAACCCGUAAACAGCGGGAAACCGUAAAGAAUAUUAAUAUUAAAUCGGAACCCUUAACCCCAACACGAGUUCUGCCCAAAAGGAUUAAAAAUGAGGAACAGGAUCAGUUGCAGUCCAAAAUAUUAAUGGGUUCCGCCAUGGUAGUUAAGUGCAAGGUGGUGCCGGAUGCUAUGAACUCCCCCUUAAGGAUUGAUCGGAUCAAAAAGGAAUUACAAACAGAAUUCAAAGAGGAACCUAGGCAAGAGAUUUUAGAAAAUAUUAAAAAAGAAGUUGAUCACCAAGGGCAGCCACAUAUGUUCCUUGGAGUGGAGGGACCACAUCCCCUGUGGCUUAUCCACCUGGAAAAUAUUCGCAUUAUGCGAAAUCGUUUGCCAGCACCUGUGGACACCAUGGGUUGCCAUCGCUGUGCGGAUCCCAAGGCAGACGCAAAGACCCAACGCUUCCAGAACUUGGUGGCCCUAAUGCUGUCCAGUCAGACCAAGGAUCAAACCACAUUCGAGGCCAUGAAUCGCCUCAAGGAGCGAACUCUAACCACCUUCAGUAUAAAGGAAAUGCCAGUGACGGAACUGGAAAGUCUCUUGCAUCCUGUAUCCUUUUACAAGAACAAAGCCAAGUACCUCAAACAAACCGUAGAGAUUCUCAUAGAUAAAUACGAUUCCGACAUACCAGACAAUCCCAAGGAGCUCAUAGCUCUUCCAGGAGUUGGACCGAAAAUGGCUCACAUCUGCAUGGCGGUCGCUUGGAAUAAAGUCACGGGCAUCGGAGUGGAUGUCCAUGUUCACCGCCUCACGAACCGUUUGGGUUGGGUCCCAGAACCAACCAAGGAGCCGGAACAAACCAGGAUCGGGUUGGAGAACUGGCUGCCCCACAGCCUCUGGGCGGAGGUGAAUCAUCUAUUUGUGGGAUUUGGUCAAACCAUUUGCACUCCCCUGAAACCCAACUGUGGCGAAUGCUUAAACAAGGAUAUCUGUCCAUCGGCCUUUAAGGAAACUAAAGCCAAGAAAAGCAAAGAGUGAUCAAUGGAAGGGAUAAAUUAAAGAACUAUAUUUUGAAUACAUGAAAAAGCUGGAAACUGUCCUAAUAUUUAAACAAUACGAUAAAACUCAGGAGUAAAAUAUUUCAAAA